AUGGAUACGCAAACCGUCACUUCGAUGGAUAAUGAUCGUACGCGGUACGCGGGUCGACACGAUCGGCAAGUGUCCUUAAGUGUCAACGACAGGGAGAACACGGGAGGCACGACCCUUUCCACGUCCUACUUGACCAUCCGACCAACCUCGACGUCUUCGGAGGUGGAGUCAACCAUCCCGAAUGCCCUCCGUAUUACGAAGAACAUUGGUGGAUAUAUUUGCAAGUGGCUUUACCUCGAUUUCAACUACAUCGCAUCGCUUGACCCAGGAGUCUUUGAUAAUCUGGUUGCACUCGAGGUCCUAGCCAUAACUGGUAACAACCUAUCCAGCAUUCCACUUGUGUUAUCGUACAAUAACCUUAACACCACUGCAUGGUUGAACCCGUUUAGGGUGCUUGAAUUUCUCGAUCUAUCACACAACAAGAUUGAGGACAUCACAUCAGAGGAUUUCAAGCGACUGCAACGAUUAAGUAUCCUUAUGCUGGGUAACAAUCGCUUGUAUACAUUCGACAUGAGUAGCGAUAUCCUAAGAUCGCUCAAGGUUCUUGAUUUAUCAUCUAAUGAGUUGGUAUAUGUAGAAGACAAUCAGAAACAGUUUGAUCUGCUGGAAGAGCUACACCUCGAUCAUAACAGUUUAAUAGCACUACAACCAAGUUCAUCGUGGAAGUUAAAGAAUAUUACUUUGUCUUAUAACGACUGGGAUUGCGUUAAAAUGGAGCGUUUGUUACGAAGUUUCCCACCCAAUGUUAGCAUCGACUUCAAAGCGGAAACCUACUGCCCGAGUGAGUCUACCGCAAGGAUUGUGUUGUACAAGUGGAGAGGAAAUGCCUUACCGUGA
Anopheles coustani is the source of this 837-nucleotide messenger RNA. Its product is annotated as leucine-rich repeat transmembrane neuronal protein 4-like. Gene Ontology annotation, molecular function: protein binding. Lineage: Eukaryota; Metazoa; Arthropoda; Insecta; Diptera; Culicidae. Bases 1 to 837 code for a protein of 278 amino acids. The record is from RefSeq and is a predicted model, not a curated record. The transcript is spliced from 3 exons.